GGUCCUGAGGAAGGCAAUGACUGAGUACAAACUGGUGGUAGUAGGAGCUGGGGGUGUUGGGAAAAGUGCCCUGACCAUCCAGCUUAUUCAGAAUCACUUCGUAGAUGAAUAUGAUCCUACUAUUGAGGAUUCUUACCGCAAACAAGUUGUUAUUGAUGGAGAGACUUGUUUGCUAGACAUCCUGGAUACAGCAGGACAGGAGGAAUAUAGUGCCAUGAGGGACCAAUAUAUGAGAACUGGGGAAGGCUUUCUUUGUGUGUUUGCCAUUAACAACAGCAAAUCAUUUGCAGAUAUAAAUCUUUACAGAGAGCAAAUUAAAAGAGUGAAAGAUUCAGAAGAUGUACCAAUGGUAUUAGUGGGAAACAAAUGUGAUUUACCAACAAGAACAGUAGACACCAAACAGGCUCACGAAGUAGCAAAGAGCUAUGGCAUUCCAUUCAUUGAGACAUCUGCCAAAACAAGACAGGGUGUUGAAGAUGCUUUUUAUACAUUGGUUAGAGAAAUCCGUCAGUAUCGAAUGAAAAGGCUCAACAGUAAUGAAGAUGGGAAUCAAGGCUGCAUGGGGUUGUCAUGUCUUGUGAUGUGAUGAGCUGCCUUUGAAUCAUCCAUCCAAGUUCAAAGUUGAAUCUUAAUUCCACUGUGUUGCAUUUCAUGACGAUGCCUUGGCCAGUAUCAUGCAAGUUUCCAAUUGAUCAAUGCUAAAACAUUCUAUCAGCACCAGAAGAUACUGUUCCUUAACAUCUACCUCUUUGCUCAGUUGAGCAUGCAAAGAAAAUCUCAUAUGUUUUGUGUGGGAUAUUUCAUUUUCUUUUCUGGGUAGGUUCAAACAGAGAAACUUAUUAUAUAGGAACUAUAAAGGCCAAGUGCCUUGAAAGAAAUAACAUCUCAUUUUCUGGAAAGAAGGCUGGAAUGAAUUGUGAUCAUGCUGUUCCGAAAAAGCCAUUGCAUAGCAUUGUAUGGUAACAUUAUGUUUGAUUUCCUGUACACCAUUUUAAACCAGGAUAAUAUUUCCUAUACUAUGUACUUAAAUAUUCCUAUUGUACAUUAGGUUAAUCACAUGUAGUCUAACCUCUUUAAUUCUGGCCUUUUUAUAACAAAAGUAAAAUUAUUGGAUUAUCAAGUGCCUCUUUACAAAGGCAAGCUAGACCUUAAGCCUUAUCAUGCUGGUUGCAACUCUGGUUCCUAGCUGACCCAUCCUGAAUGUUUAAAGCUGACUCAGUUCAUUGGUCUGUGUUAACCCAGUGUUAUCUAUGCUUGACUUUAUUGUCUUAUCCUUUUAGUUGGGCUGUCCAAUGAACUGUAUAUGGAACAGAAGAUAAUUACUAGCCUUGCGCUUUGUUGUCAGAGUUCCUCACAUCAUUGGUUGAAAAGCACUUUGAGAUUAAGAUUCUCCAGAGGAAACAGCAGUCAAUUGCUAUUUUCCGGUUUUAAAUAUAAUACAUUCCAUUUAUCUUGUGCUUGAAGGUACUGGUGUUUUCAUCAGGACCACUUAUUAGCUGUGGAUACUGUCAACAGCUGUUACUCCAUUAUCAGUCAUAAUACAUGGCUGUGUGAAGUUUGUGUAGAAAAAAAAAUCUGUUUUAUCCCAGCUAUUUCUGCACUUCUAUUUUUAGUUAAACUUAUUUACUCCUUUGAUACCUUUGCAAAGCACAGUGUCCUUAGGCUUACUAGUGAAGAAAUGUAUUUAGGGAAUCAACUUCAUUGGCAUUAUUUGUUUUGAAAGCUCUCUCCAGGCUACUGCUGUGCAGUGAAACUAGAGGUGAAGAGCUAGGGCAAAAUGGAACUAGAGGAGUAGAGGGUGAAUUUAAUUUUCCUGCUGCUUAAUAGUAGGAUUAAACCAAUACUGUACAUUUAUUCUUACAAAAUAUGGAGCUGGAUUCCUCAAUAGCCUCCAUGCCUCUAUCAUGAAAGAAAAGGAGUUGUGAGUUUUCCUCUCUCUAAUGCUGAACAGUAGUUGAUUUGGAUUACUAUUUAUAUGAUGUAUCCAAAAUCUGGUCCUGAAUCCCUUGUAUAUGUAUCAUCUCACUUUCAAGUGAACUGCCUUCACUGAAAGUAGAUGCUUAAAAUGGUGUUAGGUGAUAUAAAAGCUGUCUGUGUGAUUGUUUUACAUAUCUGAUUGAUGUGGUUAUGUUUAUUGAAGCACAGAAAUGAGUUUGUGGUCAUUAAGUGGUUUACUGGUUUACAAUAUUGCCAUUUUACUGCAUAAAUUCUAAGUUGGAUAGAAAACCACUAUCCAACUUAAUCCAAACUGUCUAAUCACCAAGUAAGAAAGUUGGCAUAUUAUUUCCUAAAUAUAUAACUUAAUGGAUCAUUUCAGGUAUACUUGAUCUGAAGCUAAUUUCAUACAGCAUUACAUAGAACCAAACAAUAACGUGUUGAUAUGCUUUACUGCUGGCUAAUGUGUUAAUAUUAAACCAAGCAUGAGGACCCAGACUGUGGGGGCAAUAUGCUGACUCUGUAAACGGCUUAGAGAGGGCUGAAAGCCCUAUGAAG
Messenger RNA from Thamnophis sirtalis, 2493 nucleotides. RefSeq names its product NRAS proto-oncogene, GTPase (gene NRAS). Gene Ontology annotation, biological process: signal transduction. Gene Ontology annotation, molecular function: GTP binding; GTPase activity. The record is from RefSeq and is a predicted model, not a curated record. Lineage: Eukaryota; Metazoa; Chordata; Lepidosauria; Squamata; Natricidae. Gene Ontology annotation, cellular component: membrane.